Messenger RNA from Microthlaspi erraticum, 459 nucleotides. Lineage: Eukaryota; Viridiplantae; Streptophyta; Magnoliopsida; Brassicales; Brassicaceae. The record is from the annotation of a GenBank genome assembly.
AUGUCCUCGUCCUCAGUCCGACUUCACCAAAACAAACGGCUUCGACGGGAUCGCCAUGUCCUCGCCCUCAGACCGAAUGCGUACAAACAAUCUUACACUAUUCAACAUGCUAAUAUACCAUCAUUCUACUUUCACAUUCACAAUGCAUGCCUACCUCAAACAAUCCAUCUCUUAACCCAGCAUAUAACGGAUAUGGAAGAGAAUUACUACGCAAUGCGAGUCCACAAGUCACAUAUCCUCACCUUAGCCACUUUGAAAAUUAACCCCGGAAAAAUAGCGAUUGCGCUUCGGAGUCGCAGCAAAAUAGCGGUUGAAGCGGUUGGGAAAAUAGCGGUUAAAGCGGUUGCGGUUGAAACGCGAUUUCUGACUAUCUGCGUUUGCGUUCUGAGAAAUUGCGUUUGGCAGAUUCGCGAUCCAAAACUGCGUUUGCGUUUCCAAAACGGAUUAGGGUUUUUCUGA